UCAAUCUUGAAAAUACCUCAAUUACUAAAAUGUAGUAAGAGUGUUUGGUAGAGUAAAAAAAUCUAUUUUUUAUUUUAUUAACAAAUUGUUUGUAAAAAUAAUCAACAUAUAAAGAAUAGGAAUAAUCUAAUAAUUAGAUGAGUAUUUGUUUUUUACUUCAUUUUUUAAUUUAAUUAUUGUUAGUCAUUUCCUAAAAAAUUGGAAAUGAAGUUCUAUGCAGUAAACAAGGAGACUGUAAUUCUGAUAAAUGUGGCGUUUUUCCUGGAGCAGUUUGGUAGGAUGGAUUAUAGGAAGGUUUUUGUGCUAUCCAAGACUGUUCUGUUGCUUAAUUACCUAGCUCAGAUUUGAAUGAUUCCAUUUGCGGAAGCUGUCCUCCUAAUUUAGGUGCUAUUUAUGCUUCCUCAGAUAGAAAAAAUUGUGUAGCAUCAACUCAAUCGUGCAGCUCUAAUUCAAAUUUUUCAGAUAAUAUUUGUUAAAUUUGCAAUCCUUCUAAAUAGUAUGCAAGUUCUGAUAAAACAUAAUGUGUUGCUUCUUCUCAUCCAUGUAACGUAACUUCUGGUUGGAAUGAUUCAAACUGUUCAUUAUGCAUCCCAACAAAGCCUUAUGCUUCUCUAGAUGGAAAAACUUGUGUAGCCUCAACAAUCCCUUGCAAUUCUACUUCAGGUUGGACUGAUUCUAACUGCUCUUAGUGCUAUCCUUUAAAACCAUAUGCUUCAUUAGAUGGUAAAAGCUGUGUAAAUUCAACUAUUUCUUGUAAAUCUUAAAGUGGUUGGACUGAUUAUAAUUGUGCUAUUUGCUAUCCUACAAAAAAAUAUGCUAGUCUAGACCAAACAACAUGCAUUUCAUCAUCUUAGUCAUGUACAUCACCAACAAAUAUGACUGAUUCAGAUUGUUUAUUGUGCAAUCCUACUACACCAUAUGCAAAUAUAUUAUAAAUUUAUUGCGUUGCUUCCUCUGUUUCGUGUAUCAACAGAAAUCCAAAUAUGGCUAAUUAAAAGUGGACUGAUAGUGAUUGCUAAGCAUGCUACUCUGUUGGCUAUAGAGCUCAACUAAAUGGGUCUGCUUGUGUUAAUUGUAAUGCUUCUUUAGGAUUAUCAAACGCCGAUUGCUCUUUAUGCAAUGGGUAAGGGAUUGGUACUAAUUAAUAUGCUAAUUAUUUAGGAUCUUGCGUUCCAGUUAAUUGCUCAAAAACCAGUGGAUGGGUUGAUUCUGACUGCGAAGUUUGUAAUUCAACAACACCCACUGCAUCAAGUGAUGGAACUAUAUGCUUGAACACAACAUACUCAGCUCUACUCUUUAUUCAUAUUAUAAACUUUAUUUUCCUUUUAAAUGUUUGAUCUUUAUCAAUGACUUUAAUUAACGAGUAAUAAAUAUCUCUUCUUAGUUUUUAAUAAGUGCUACUUACUCUCAAAUAUAAAAGUUAUUGCCAAUUAAAAAAGUGAUCUUACUAUCUGUCUUCUAUAUAUUUAUUUAUUUAUAAAAGUCCUAUUUUCUUUAUUAUAUUAUUUUUUUAAAGUCCUUUU
Molecule: messenger RNA, 1523 nt
Organism: Tetrahymena thermophila SB210
Lineage: Eukaryota; Ciliophora; Oligohymenophorea; Hymenostomatida; Tetrahymenidae
Product: cell surface immobilization antigen
Exons: 1
Source: RefSeq, a predicted model, not a curated record